AUGGAGAAAUUGGACUCAAAACGAAUGGCAGAAGCGAUGGCCACUUCAGCCUCCUCGGCCUUGCAGGUGACGGUUGCCGGACUUCCGUGGCCGCAUCGUCAUCGGAGCUUGGUCCUCGCCAGCAAUUUCAGGGUUUCGCCGAUGCUUCUGGGUUUCGCCGCCACUGUCACAGUCAUCGCCGCCACCCCCAUUGUUGCAGUCAUUGCCGAUGCUUCUUCCUCUUUCUCCUCUUCACCUCGUCUCUUCAACUAUGGCCGCCCCUCUCUUCCCCCUCUCUCUACACCCACCACCGCGGCCACAACCACCAUCCAUCUGAUCUCCCUUCUCUCUCCACUGUGCAAUUUUGCUGCUGAUUUUGCUUGUUUGAAGGCACUGUGGAUGAUCAGCUUCGACCAGCACAUUAUUGAGCCUUGCACUGCAACUGCUGAUUAUGGUAAAGAACAUUCAGAUGCAGAAAUCAGAAGCUCAACUGACACGAAUUCUACGACUGUUGGUGGAAAAUAUGGAAUGAUGGCAAACACUGUCCUACACAACCUACUUGAGUGCCCAGUUUGCAUGAAUUUAAUGUAUCCUCCCAUUUAUCAGUGUCAAAAUGGCCACGCUUUAUGUUCAAACUGCAAGGCCAACAUACACAAGAUUUGCCCGGUUUGCCGCCAAGUUUUUGGAAGCAUUAGGUGCUUGGCUUUGGAGAAAGUUGCGGAAACAUUAGGACUGCCGUGCAUGUGGUGGAAUUUGGGUUGUCAAGAUAUUUUCCCCGUCCACAGCAAGCUCGGGCAUGAGCAGAAUUGCAGGUUUCGUCCAUAUCGUUGUCCAUAUAAUGAUGGUAAAUGCUCUGCCACUGGUGAUAUCCAAUUCCUUCUUGCACAUCUCAAGGAUGAUCACAAUGUUAAUGUUGAUGAUGUUGAUGAUGGGUAUACUUUCAACCUCGAAUACACAAAACUCAAUCCCGAAAAAGUUGAAAAGACUAGGUGGAAGCUGGCAGUUUUCAACUGUUUCAGCCACCAUUUUUGCUUGCACUUUGAGGCUUUCCGUCUAGAAAAGGCAUUUGUUUACUUGGCCUUCCUGCGUUUUAUGGGCGACGAUGAUGAGGCGAAGAAAUUCAGUUAUAGUUUGGAAGUUGGCAGAAAUGGCAGGAAGUUAACAUGGCAAGGAUUUCCAAGGAGUAUUCGUGAUAGUUGCAAGACAGUUCGUGAGAGUCUAGACGGACUGGUUAUUCAGAAAAACAUGUCAUUCUUCUUUUUUGACGGUGAUAGCCAGAAGCUGAGAGUAAAGUUGGCUGGUCGCAUAUGGAAAGAACAGUUGAAAUGCAAUAGAGAUGUUCUGUAA
Cornus florida is the source of this 1326-nucleotide messenger RNA. Its product is annotated as E3 ubiquitin-protein ligase SINAT2-like. The coding region runs from base 1 to 1326 and encodes 441 amino acids. The record is from RefSeq and is a predicted model, not a curated record. Lineage: Eukaryota; Viridiplantae; Streptophyta; Magnoliopsida; Cornales; Cornaceae. Gene Ontology annotation, cellular component: cytoplasm. The transcript is spliced from 6 exons. Gene Ontology annotation, molecular function: ubiquitin protein ligase activity; protein binding; zinc ion binding. Gene Ontology annotation, biological process: multicellular organism development; ubiquitin-dependent protein catabolic process.